AUGCCCGUUAGUUUUAAGGUUAGAACUGUUCCUUUUGAUGGAAGCAAUGAAGGAUUUCAGGAGGUUUUGGACCCUGACUUUGCAGACUCAGCAAUUGGGUCUAUAGCAUCCAUUGUGAUUCUGGUGACAUCGCCUAGUGGCCUUCCCCUCUCUGAGGGGAAAGCUCUAAAGAAGGGGUGCCAACCAGCUGAGUUAACAACUGUGACAUGGUGCAACAUGCAUGACAUGUGCAACGACCAUGCAACAAUGUGUCUGUAUUCUCUGAAAAAAUGUCUUUCAUUAUUAGCAAUAAGCUUUAUCAUCAUCUGCUUAAAAGAUUCCCUUCCACAGGCUUUAUUCUACUCUGCUCUGUGGUGCUCUUGUGAAAUAAUUGCUAUUUAUACUUCUAAGAACCUGGUCCAUGCUAUUGAUACCAGGCUUGGUGCUCUCUCUUUCCACUUAAGAGAGUACUAUUGGGUGGAUAUGAAGAAAAUCAAUGAGAUCUAUUGCUACAAGACUGAAGAAUAUUCCCAUGAUGCUGUUAACAAGUUUAAUAUAUAUCAAGAGCAAAUUCCUUCUUGGCUAGUGGACUGGAUUCCUGAGAAAGGAGGCUACCUUAUUGGGAAUCUACAACCAGCUCACAUGGACUUUAGGUUCUUCUUUCUUGGCAAUUGUUGGGCCAUAGUUUCUUCUCUAACAACUUCAAGACAAGCUGAGGGCAUUCUCAAUGUUAUUGAAGAUAAGUGGGAUGAUCUUGUGGCAGAUAUGCUUAAAAUAUGCUACUCUGAUUUAGAAUAGGGGCAAUGGUGUAUAAUCACUGGCAGUGAUCCAAAGAACACAUGACUGUUUCUUUUACAUGCUUUUAACUUUUUGAUUCCUAUACGUGAUGGAUGCUUCUAAUUGGCACCUUUCAGAGAGCUUUUGAAAUGAUUUCCUGAGGCAUCCUUCUUCUUCUUAAUUUUUCAUGUUAUUAAGCUUGAGGCAGCUUAAGCAAGCAUUCAGUGGCUAUAAAACCACUAGCAGGACUUUUCCCUGCUAGUGAUGCAGGAAUUUUAGAAAAAUAGGCAUGAACUCUUUUUUAACAAGUAGAGUCAUGACAAUGGUGGAUCUUGGCCUACGCUACUAUGGA
Elaeis guineensis (African oil palm) is the source of this 1108-nucleotide messenger RNA. The record is from RefSeq and is a predicted model, not a curated record. NCBI's taxonomy places the organism in Eukaryota, Viridiplantae, Streptophyta, Magnoliopsida, Arecales, Arecaceae.